Molecule: messenger RNA, 5641 nt
Organism: Cygnus olor (mute swan)
Lineage: Eukaryota; Metazoa; Chordata; Aves; Anseriformes; Anatidae
Product: H(+)/Cl(-) exchange transporter 5
Exons: 14
Coding region: 1973-4390 (805 amino acids)
Biological process (GO): transmembrane transport; chloride transport
Cellular component (GO): synaptic vesicle; early endosome; Golgi apparatus
Molecular function (GO): voltage-gated chloride channel activity
Source: RefSeq, a predicted model, not a curated record
UUGCAGCAGUGGUUUUUGGAAGUGGCAGGCUGCGAUCUGCGAAUAGAUGCACUUCCCUCUAGAAGUGUUGUCAGCUGUGCAGUGCAGGAAAACCCUCCCUGCAAACUGGUGCUCUGUGGCAGAGAUGCCUCUCCAAGCAUCCAAUAAAGCCAAAGUCUCCUGCAGUGUCUUUCCAGCGAGGCAGAGCCGUGUGAGUCUCAAAAGAUGUAUUUGAGACUCGGUGAGGAUUGCUCAGAGCUAAGCGUGUAACCGUGUGCUGUAUCUUCUUACUCUGUUUUGACAAGGUGAAGUGGUUCACAUGGGAGGCAAGAUUGCCAGUCUUGUCACCAACAAUGGGAGUGAACAGCUAAUAAAUAAUGAGGAUGUGUUCGUGAUGAUUAGCCAGGCAUGUUGGUAAUAGUUCUCUCAGAGCAGUGUGACUGAAAUUUUAUCUCAUUAUGUGGAGGAGAGGGAGUUGGAGGAAGAUUGCUAGGCUGUUGUUUUCUUGCUUUUUUUUUUUAUCUGCUAAGAAAUAAAACUGCUCAAGGUAAGCUCAAAAGGGCAUGUGUUAUGUAAAGUGCUGGUCUUAGCAGUGAUGGUGAUGUAGGAAUCCUUCAGGCUAGUGCUUGUCACAGGUGACCUGAAGCGUAGGGUAGGUGUCAGCAGGGAGGAGGAGCUAGCGCCCUGGGAUCAGGGCACCUGGCAGCAGUGCCUAAGCAGCUGGAGGAUCCUGCUGCAUUUGCUAAGGGCACGCAGCAUGGUCCACGCCGGCCUUUUGCCAGCCUGCAGUCAGUAUCGAGGUCCCGCUGUUCUUUGCUCUGAAGUGCUCAGUCACGUGAGACGUUGGGGUAGGCUGUGGAGGGGAAGGAUCCAAAGCAUCGUAGUUCUAGCUCGCUGCCUGUGUUGGGUGGGAUGAAGGAGGGAUACUUCCCUCCCUCCUCUCCUCCACUGUGUUUUCUUGGUGCUGAACCUCUCAUUGGGCUGCAUCAGUCUAAAACUUCAUUCUCAAUAGUAAGGUGGAAAGGCAGGUUUAAACUAAAAUAGCGUGAGAAUGACUUCCCUCAGCAGUGUUUAGCCAUCUGCUAGGUCAGGCUUUAUAUCCAGUCCAUUGCUCAGGCUUGGGUUCUUUCCAGAAGAAAUGUGAAUCUCGUCAGUUUGUAAGGAACGUGUUUUGGGAGUCUGUACUCCUUACUCCUUGGGAAAACAGUGUUAUCUGCUGAACUCCUAUAAACAUUUUAGAAACUGCUACUGGAAAUGAAAAUUGUCUCUUUCAUUGUCACAUUGUGCUCCAGGUUCAAACAUACGAAGUUUUCAAAAUAUAGUUAAAAGCUAAAAGCUGAUUUUUAAGUCUGUCGAUUUACCUGCCCCACCGUGUGACCUCUCUUUCCAGUACGGGCUUAAUGCUUAUGUCAGCUAACAUUAAAUUGGUCUUCUCUGGUCCGUACUGCGCCAGUGCUAGAAAUGGAGGUGAGAAGCAGGAGCUCUUGACAAAGCUGACAGGAGGAAACUAGGAGAAAUACGAAAUGGGAAAAUUCAUCAAUUCCCUUUGCGAGUGCAGUGAUGCCCUUAAUGAGAAUUGGCACAACUUCGCUUACGGUUCCAAGAAGCAUCAGAGUGAAGGAAGGAGUAACUGAGCCUUGGGAGAAGACACUGAAGCUGUUUGAUGGGUAAAUGUUCCUCUCCUAAUUUCGGUUCACCUCUCCUGGGGAUGUAUGCUGAUGCUCAGAAUGGAAAACUUGGAGUGAUUGUUGGACUAAACAGCUUGCUGUGAUGUGGACUUCCCAGCAGAUAUUUACAGAGGACAGUGGUCUGUAGUCCGAGAACAGAGUGCUGCUUAGCACUAGAGAAGAACACCCUCUUUUCAUUUUUUUUCUGAUUCUGCUGGAAGAGCAAAUGAUCGCAGGUGGCUUCCCUCUUGAUUUGUUUGGGUGCUUGAAGCAAAAUCCUGUCUGAGGAGGCGUCCAGGAAUAGACAGGGUUUGGAAGUUCUGGCCAUGGAUCAAAAAGGCUAUCGACGAGGAAGUUUCCAGAGCAGCACCAGCGAUGAAGAUAUGCUAGAAAUAGCAGGAGCAUCUCUGGACUUCCCCAUGGCUGAUGAUGACCCACCACUCGACAGAGAGAUGGGAGGAUUUUCCUCAUAUAAUGGAGGAGAGAUGAACGGCACAAGCAAAAUGAUGGAUUUCCUGGAGGAACCUCUUCCUGGUGUGGGGACCUAUGAAGAUUUUAACACUAUAGAUUGGGUGCGAGAGAAGUCCAGGGACCGGGACAGGCACAGAGAGAUUACCAGCAGAAGUAAAGAGUCAACAUGGGCCCUGAUACACAGUGUGAGCGAUGCUUUUUCUGGCUGGUUGUUGAUGCUGUUCAUUGGGUUGUUAGCAGGUUCCUUAGCAGGUCUGAUAGACAUUUCUGCCCACUGGAUGACAGAUUUGAAAGAAGGAGUGUGUUUAGCAGGCUUCUGGUUUAACCAUGAACACUGCUGCUGGAAAUCAAACACUACCUUUACAGACAGAGACAAGUGUCCCGAAUGGAAGAGCUGGUCACAGCUUAUUAUUGGCCAUGGAGAGGGGGCUUUUGCAUACAUUCUCAACUACUUGAUGUAUGUUAUCUGGGCUUUGUUAUUCUCCCUUCUUGCUGUGUUACUUGUGAAGGGCUUUGCUCCUUAUGCCUGUGGCUCAGGAAUUCCAGAGAUCAAAACUAUCUUAAGUGGUUUCAUCAUUAGAGGCUACUUGGGCAAGUGGACGCUGAUCAUCAAAACCAUUACCUUAGUGUUGGCGGUGUCCUCUGGCCUGAGCUUGGGAAAAGAGGGCCCCCUGGUGCAUGUUGCCUGCUGCUGUGGAAAUAUUUUGUGUCAUCUCUUCACCAAGUACAGGAAGAAUGAAGCCAAGCGCAGAGAGGUUUUAUCAGCAGCUGCAGCUGCUGGUGUGUCUGUAGCUUUUGGUGCACCGAUUGGAGGAGUGCUCUUUAGUCUGGAAGAGGUCAGUUACUAUUUUCCUCUCAAGACACUGUGGCGUUCCUUCUUUGCUGCUCUGGUGGCUGCCUUUACUUUGCGCUCCAUCAAUCCUUUUGGGAACAGCCGCCUGGUUCUCUUCUACGUGGAGUUUCACAUGCCAUGGCAUCUUCUGGAGCUUGUGCCAUUUGUCCUCUUGGGAAUAUUUGGUGGGCUUUGGGGAGCUUUCUUCAUUCGCAGCAACAUUGCUUGGUGCAGGCGACGUAAGACAACCAAACUUGGUAAAUACCCUGUGCUGGAGGUGUUUGUAGUGACUGCCAUCACAGCCAUCCUGGCCUUCCCUAAUGAGUAUACCAGAAUGAGCACCAGUGAGCUGAUCUCUGAACUCUUCAAUGACUGUGGGAUUUUGGACUCUUCCAAGCUCUGUGAGUAUGUGAAUGACUUCAACAGCACCAAAGGGGAUGACCUGCCAGACCGAGCUGCUGGCCCAGGAGUUUACACAGCCAUGUGGCAGCUGGCUUUGGCCCUUAUAAUGAAAGUCUUCAUCACAAUCUUCACCUUUGGCAUGAAGGUCCCUUCAGGGCUCUUCAUCCCAAGCAUGGCAGUAGGUGCUAUAGCAGGAAGAUUGCUAGGAGUAGCAAUGGAGCAGCUGGCCUUUUACCACCAUGACUGGGUCAUCUUCAGUGGCUGGUGCAGUCAAGGAGCUGACUGUAUCACUCCAGGCCUAUAUGCAAUGGUUGGGGCUGCGGCAUGUCUAGGAGGGGUGACCCGAAUGACUGUGUCACUAGUGGUCAUUAUGUUUGAGCUCACGGGUGGACUGGAAUACAUAGUUCCUCUGAUGGCAGCAGCCAUGACCAGCAAGUGGAUGGCUGACGCUAUUGGGCGGGAAGGCAUUUACGAUGCCCAUAUUCGUCUCAAUGGCUACCCUUUCUUGGAAGCCAAGGAGGAGUUCUCGCACAAGACACUUGCAAUGGAUGUAAUGAGACCACGGAGGAAUGAUCCUCCUCUGACUGUCAUUACUCAGGACAGCAUGACAGUAGAAGAUGUUGAGACCAUAAUCAAUGAAACUACGUACAGUGGCUACCCAGUGGUGGUGUCACGGGAGUCCCAAAGACUCGUUGGAUUUGUUCUCAGGAGAGACCUCAUCAUUUCAAUCGAAAAUGCCCGGAAGAAGCAGGAUGGAAUUGUGAGCACUUCAAUUAUUUAUUUCACUGACCACUCUCCUCCACUGCCUCCAAGCUUCCCCUCUAUGCUGAAACUCAGGAGCAUCCUGGAUCUCAGUCCUUUUACAGUGACAGACCAAACACCCAUGGAAAUUGUCGUGGAUAUAUUUCGCAAGCUUGGAUUGCGCCAGUGCCUGGUUACUCAUAAUGGGAAGCUACUUGGAAUCAUUACCAAAAAGGAUGUACUAAAGCACAUUGCACAGCUGGCUAACCAGGACCCAGAUUCUAUACUCUUCAAUUAAUGGCAGACUAGUAGGUGUUGUGUGUUAAACACAAAAGAAACUUUAUAGAAGAACCUGGAUAUUCUUUCCUAUUUUUAUUGAGACCUUGGAACUAAUUUCAGCAUUUCCUUUCAUGGAGCUGAAGAAGAUAAUUUUUUUUCUACAAGAUAACCAAUUGCACUACAUAGUCUGUGGAAAAUUAAUCUUCUUUUUAGAAGAAAAAAGACUACGUUGCUUUUGUGAAGUUGCAUUGGAAAGAUUCCAUGAAGAAGUAAAAGCAAAAUGCUACAGAAUUAUCUCUCUUCUUUUUACUUUAUCUGAAUUCUUGUUACUAAUGUGGGGAGGAAAGACAAGGUGUAUACCUUCAGAAAUUUUGAAGGCAGAUGAUUUUUGCACACAGUAUUAAGGUGGUGGCGGAAGGAUACAGUUGUAACUCAGGGGCAGUGUAUUUCCAGUGAGCCAAUUAGUGAAAAUAAGAACCUUGUACAGUCAAAAAAAAAAAAAAAAAAAAAAACUUAAAAUUGUCAGGUGGUUCUGUAACAAAUUCCAUAUAAGAGCUCAACUCCUCAAUUAUUGAUAUUGGCUAGCUAAGAAUGUUUUGCUGAGAGAAGGAAAAAAAAUCCCCCAGCAGACCAGUUGUCUUAAGACUGGAUUCACUUUUCAAUUGGGAAAAAGUUUAUUUUGAUUAAUCUUCUGUGAAUGUAUUUAAUUACUGUCUGAUGCUAGCUUGCUAGGAGAAUCCCGAGUAGGAGACAGGAAGAGUAAACAGUUGUAUUCUUGUCAUGCUCUCUUUUUUUUAGAUAUGUGCAUAAGGAUUUCUUCUUGAUUUCUCUUGAGCAUGUAAUUAAAAUUGCACAGACUGAAUCCUAAAUUUCUGGCUUUACUGCACUUCUGAGUAAAGUCUGAUCAUAUUAGUUAUUGUGCAACUGACCUCUUCCUUAAUCAGCAGUGUCUUAUGUUGCUGAGGAUGUCUUAAUGGAGACUCCUGGGCCCAGAAUGUUUACAUGGAUGCAUUUUUUUGUUCCCUGCUACUCUCUUCAGCCCUGCACCAAACUCAGGCUCGGAUCCUGGCUCUAGGAUUGAGAACACUGCCACUUUAUGUAUGUUUGCCACUCGAUGUCUCUUGUUUCACUAACUAUGCAAUAAGAACCCUGCCUGACAACUGUCAGCAACAUAACUUGUUCCUGAGAGUUGCUCCGUUCCAAGUCUGUGCUCCUUGAAUCCCUGUUCCAAUUAAUUUUCUGUUAAUAAAAUUGUGACAGUUAACUGGAA